Messenger RNA from Chanos chanos (milkfish), 1860 nucleotides. RefSeq names its product AT-rich interactive domain 3B (gene arid3b). Lineage: Eukaryota; Metazoa; Chordata; Actinopteri; Gonorynchiformes; Chanidae. Gene Ontology annotation, cellular component: nucleus. Bases 1 to 1860 code for a protein of 619 amino acids. Gene Ontology annotation, biological process: regulation of transcription by RNA polymerase II. The transcript has 10 exons. The record is from RefSeq and is a predicted model, not a curated record. Gene Ontology annotation, molecular function: DNA binding.
AUGGUGGACAAUUCCAGUGGUAGCAAGGCGCAAAUGCCCAGUUUAUCUCAGGACAGUAGUUUGGUUGGAGCAUUCUCUCAGCCUGCAGGAGGGGGUUCAGCUGGUGUUAAGCUUGAGGCUGUGAUGGAGCAGCUUCAGAGACAGCAACGCGCCAAACUGGAGAUGGAGCGUAAGGAGAGACAUCUUCGGGAAGCCCACAUUCUCUAUGCCCAACAAGUAGCUGCUCAGCAAGCCAUUAUGGCAUCAGCAAGAGCCCAGGGUGCUCAGUUAGGUCCAGAAUUUAUUGGGAAGAGCUCCAGAGAGAAGGCCUUGAAAAGUGGACAGGGGCUUCAGACUAGCAGAGUGUCCACUCAAAGAAGUGUGGAUUCUGUGCAGGGUGAGGAUGAGGAGGAAGAGAUGGACAAAGGAAGAGGUUCUGAGGGAGAAGAUGACGAGGAGGACGAGAUGAUGGAUGGUGAAGAAGGGAGUGAGGAAGAUGAAGGAGAAGGGCUGGAGUUUCUCAGAAAGCAAAGCCUUGCUCUCCAGCAAGGAGCUGUGGGUGUUCCACCGUAUCCAUUCCCUGUCUAUGCUGCUUCUCCUUCAGCAACGAAAAAACGAGCUCGUUCACCAACACCAAAGGUGAAGGAGGAACCAGACGAUAAGAGUCCAUCUCCCACUGAACAGCACUCAUUUCCAACACCGAAUGGAUUGGCCGACUGGAGUUUUGAGGAAUCUUUUAGACAAAAUGGAAAUGUCAGCUGGAAUGAGGAAGGUGAUGGAGGCCGCGGCAGGGGAGAGGCGUCGCGAGAUUUUGCUAAGCUAUAUGAACUGGACAAUGACCCAAACCGAAAAGAGUUCCUGGACGACCUCUUCACAUUCAUGCAGAAGAGAGGCACUCCAGUCAAUCGCAUCCCCAUCAUGGCCAAACAGGUGCUGGACCUCUACAUGCUCUACAAGCUGGUGACGGAGAAGGGCGGUUUGGUGGAGGUCAUUAAUAAGAAGAUCUGGAGAGAGAUCACCAAAGGCUUAAACCUGCCCACCUCUAUCACCAGUGCUGCCUUCACCCUCCGCACGCAGUAUAUGAAGUACCUGUACCCGUAUGAGUGUGAGAAGAAAGGUUUGAGUUCACCUGGGGAGCUUCAGGCUGCCAUUGACAGUAACCGUAGAGAGGGACGUCGCCCAGGUUACAGCAACAGCCUGUACCGUUUCUCCCCCUCCUCCAGCCCCGCUCCCCACAUCCUGUCCCCGCCCAAGAUGCACCUUUCAGCCACCGGACACAACGGCCUGCAGGGCACCCCUAGCCCCGCCCUGAAAAAAGGCACAGUGCCAGAGGAGAGCUCCCCGUCCAUGCUGCCAGCCAGACUGCCCCUCGCACUUGCCCUGGGGCAUCAGCAGCAGCUGGCACGAGCUGCCACCCUGGAGCAGCUGCGUGAGAGGCUGGAAACGGGCACAGUGGGACUGGCGGCAGCGGCGGUGGCGAUGGAGGGUCCAGAGAGAAAGAUGGCACGACUGGCAGAGGAGCAACAGAGACUCCUACAGCAGGCAUUCCAGCAAAAUCUACUCGCUAUGGCAACACAAGUCAACCCAACCAACCUCCGACUCAACAGCACCCGCGAAGACAAACAGGACCUGUCCCUCAGCAUCACCUCAAAUGGCUCUGCCAGCAUCACUGUGUCUGUGGAGGUCAACGGAAUCAUCUACUCAGGAGCCCUGUAUGCCCAAAAGCCUCCAGCCUCAGUCCAUACUUCUGCUACACUAACCCCUGUUGGCCAAAGUGGAGGAUUCGGGCUGCAGUCAUCCACCCACAGCCCUGGUCUUCACUCCUCCACCACCUCCUCCUCAAAGAGUUCUGUGGAACCCCUCACCGGCAGCUCCCCAUAG